Messenger RNA from Aspergillus luchuensis, 1062 nucleotides. It is a transcript of the gene TMP1, whose product is annotated as thymidylate synthase. The record is from RefSeq and is a predicted model, not a curated record. The coding region runs from base 1 to 1062 and encodes 353 amino acids. Lineage: Eukaryota; Fungi; Ascomycota; Eurotiomycetes; Eurotiales; Aspergillaceae. The transcript has a single exon. Gene Ontology annotation, biological process: dTMP biosynthetic process. Gene Ontology annotation, cellular component: mitochondrion; cytosol. Gene Ontology annotation, molecular function: thymidylate synthase activity.
AUGGCCCCCUCAGCCGAAACCCUCCCCACCCAGGAGUCAACUCCCCAACCCACUACCACCACCAACACUCCCCAGCCCAUUCCCCACGACCCAACCCACGAAGAACACCAAUACCUGAACCUAAUCCGCCGCAUCCUCGCGGAAGGCGAGCACCGCCCGGACCGCACCGGCACCGGCACACGCUCGAUCUUCGCCCCUCCGCAGAUGCGCUUCUCUCUCUCCAAACCCUCCACCACCACCUCCGAAGAACCAUACACCCCGAUCCUCCCCCUCCUAACCACCAAACGCGUCUUCCUGCGCGCCGUCCUCGCCGAACUCCUCUGGUUCAUCUCCGGCACGACCUCCUCCGUACCCCUCAGUGACGCCGGGAUUAAAAUCUGGGACGGCAACGGCUCGCGCGAAUACCUCGACAAAGUAGGACUCUCGCACCGGGAAGUCGGCGACCUAGGGCCCGUGUACGGCUUCCAAUGGAGACAUUUCGGGGCGGAAUACGUCGACGCUAAGACAGAUUAUACCGGUCAGGGCGUGGAUCAGUUAGCCGAGGUGGUGAAGAAAUUGAAGGAGAAUCCGUUCGAUCGGAGGAUUAUCAUGUCGGCGUGGAAUCCGAAGGAUAUGAGGAUUAUGGCUCUGCCGCCUUGUCAUAUGUUUGCGCAGUUUUAUGUCAGGUUUCCGGAUGCGAAGAGGGAUGAGAGGACCGGGGUGGUUAGGGAUGGGGAGUGGGGGAAGGGCCAUUUGGAUUGUUUGUUGUAUCAGAGGAGUGCCGAUAUGGGGCUUGGGGUGCCGUUUAAUAUUGCUUCUUAUGCGUUGUUGACGCAUUUGUUGGCCCAUGCGGUUGAUAUGGUUCCCGGGACUCUGGUGCAUACCUUGGGUGAUGCUCAUGUUUAUUUGGAUCAUGUGGAGGCGUUGAAGGAGCAGAUUGAACGUGAGCCCGUGGCGUUUCCCGAGGUGAGGAUUAAGAGGGACGAUAGGGGUAGUGGGGUUGUUGAUGGGUGGAAGGAGGAGGAGUUUGAGGUCAUUGGGUAUAAGCCGCAUAAGGCGAUUAAGAUGAAGAUGAGCGUUUAG